GCAACGACGCUCGUGGACGUUAUAGUGAACAGCUCAGAAAUUGUGGAUUUACCGCCUCGUUUUGAAGCACACGACUACAACUUUGCAAUUUACGAAAAUGCAGAACCACAAACUAUUACCGUAUUACAUGCUUUUCAUCCACUUGCAGACGACGAUCAUCCGAUAGUAUACGACAUUUUGGAUGAUUCUGUCAAUCUGAAUUUAAAAUCUGAAUACUUCUCAGUUGAUAGUUCUACUGGAGAGUUACGUUCACUGCAAGCACUCGAUUACGAGCAGAAACAAUUCUAUCGAUUUGAGGUGUCAGCAUGUCUUCAAGCUAAUAAAACGUCGUGUGGUUCGUGCAAGGUGACGGUAUCAGUCAACGAUGAAAAUGACAAUAGUCCUCAGUUUCAACAACCCUCUUAUUCAGUUGAUCUUUCAAUUGAUACUCCUGUUGGCACUGAAGUUGCUCGUUUCAUUGCAACUGAUGCAGAUUCGGGAAACAACGCUGAUAUAAGUUAUGCUCUGAAAACACCCUCUGCAAUGUUCUCGCUGGAUUAUCAAAGCGGAUCACUGGUAACGGUGCAAAAAUUAUCGAAGUCUGAAGAGUUGCAUUUAGUCGUUGAAGCAUUCGAUCAUGGAUAUCCGACUCGUCGCGAUACGGCUGAUCUCUUCAUCAAUAUUCAUGACGAUAAUCCAUCUGCUCCUGAAUUUGAUCAGGUUCAUCUUUGC
Molecule: messenger RNA, 711 nt
Organism: Anisakis simplex (herring worm)
Lineage: Eukaryota; Metazoa; Nematoda; Chromadorea; Rhabditida; Anisakidae
Source: the annotation of a GenBank genome assembly